AGGAAAGACCUGGCAAACUUUUCCGCUGGCUUCUCGUGCGCUUCCCCCUGUUCCAUUUGACCGUCCCUCUCCUCUCUCUCUCUCUCUCUCUCUCCCCUCUACUCCCUUCUCUAACUCCUCUACUACCUUCUCUAAUUUAAUAAUUGGAUGAAACAAAUAAAUCAGUCCGUUCCUUUUCCUACAUGAUCUGUCGUACGUGUUCUCUUUCCCUCUCUCUUGUAAGUAUAGUGCUUUUUUAAAUGCGGAGAGAGAGAGGGGGAGGCUUUAAAUAUAAGGGGACAGGUGGUAAGAGCAGUGGUUGCCUCCGAAUCCGCUCUCUCUCGGGGCUUGCUUGGAGGGGCAGAAGGAGCAGCAGCGCUAUAAUGGUCGUCCAAGCGCAGCACCCGUCCAACGCCUUCGCUCCGGAUUUCCGCGUCAGUGUUAAAGGCUCUCUCCCCGGAACCACUCCGACCAACGCUCUGCUUGAAUCCUACAGCCAUCUCGGAGAGCAGCAGAAGAUUUUUGUUAAUGGAGCGGGGAUCAGCGACCCUGGGAGCGAGCUGACGUGCAAUGCCUCGGGAUCGAGGAAGAGGAAUCGGGAAGACGACGAAGUCAUGGUUCUCCCCCAGCCUGGCCCCAGCAACCAGCUGGAGCAGUACCACCACCACCACCACCACCAGAUCUCUCACGGUCUGGGAUUCGCUACCACCGCUGCCGCCGGCGUUCCUAAGUUGCCGGAAAAGGCCAUCCCCGCCACCCUCAUAAACCCGAACUGCGCUGGGUUGCAGCUGCCACACGAGCAGAGCCGGCUGCAGGGUUCUGCCGGCACGUCCACCAGCGGGCGGCCGCCGGCCAUCUCCCCCCUCGCCCAGGACCUCCUUUCUCAUCUCUACCACCAGGGCCUUGAAAUCGACGCCCUCGUCCGAUUCCAGAGCGAGAAGAUUCGAUCGGGAUUGGAGGAGGCGCGGAAGAGGCAUUGCCGGGCUUUGAUCUCGAUCCUGGAGCAGAGGGCGGUGAAGAGGCUAAAAGAGAAAGAGGCGGAGUUGGAGAGCGUGAGCCGGAGGAAUGCGGAGCUGGAGGAGAAGGCGAGGCAGAUCGCGGCGGAGAGCCAGAUCUGGUUCGACGUGGCCAAGAACAAUGAGGCCAUCGCCGCCAGCCUGAGGACCACCCUCGAGCAAGCCCUUCUACAGAACGCCGCCUCCGGCAGCGGUGGCAGGGUCAAGGAGGGAUACGGCGACAGCGACGGCGCGCCGUUCCUGGCGGACGAUGCGCAAUCAUGCUGCUUCGAGGAGGCUGCGGUGGCCGAGAGGGGAAUCACCGGCGGUGGCCAAGAGGAGGGGCUCCGGCGCCGGAGGUGGUGCAAGGUGUGCCAGCAAAAGGAGGUGGACGUUCUGCUGCUCCCAUGCCGCCAUCUUUGCUUGUGUAGGGACUGCGAAUCGAUGGUUCACACGUGUCCCAUCUGCCAGUCUUUGAAGAAUGAAAGCUUUCAGAUCUUUAUGGGCUGAUGAGCUCUAAGUUUGGCGGGAGGACGUUCCUAGCCAUAGUCUUUUUGUUGUAAUUGGAGAGUCCGGUAGUCUGCCUUAAACUGUAUAGUUUACUUUUUAGUCUAAUUUUUAGUGCUAAGUUGUUUUUAAUUUUGUCCGGCUCCGGCAACUCUUUCGGGGGAAAAAAAAGUUCUAAUACCAUCAGAUUUUUUUUUAAUAACUCAAUUGUGAUUAGAACUGCAUCAAAAAAUGCUUAUUUGUUGUCUA
This is a messenger RNA of Phoenix dactylifera (date palm), 1730 nucleotides long. Its product is annotated as putative BOI-related E3 ubiquitin-protein ligase 2. The record is from RefSeq and is a predicted model, not a curated record. Lineage: Eukaryota; Viridiplantae; Streptophyta; Magnoliopsida; Arecales; Arecaceae. Gene Ontology annotation, molecular function: ubiquitin-protein transferase activity.